Amphiprion ocellaris (clown anemonefish) is the source of this 1507-nucleotide messenger RNA. RefSeq names its product ring finger protein 115b (gene rnf115b). Gene Ontology annotation, molecular function: ubiquitin protein ligase activity. The record is from RefSeq and is a predicted model, not a curated record. The transcript is spliced from 9 exons. Gene Ontology annotation, biological process: positive regulation of DNA-templated transcription; ubiquitin-dependent protein catabolic process; protein ubiquitination. Bases 101 to 1039 code for a protein of 312 amino acids. NCBI's taxonomy places the organism in Eukaryota, Metazoa, Chordata, Actinopteri, Pomacentridae. Gene Ontology annotation, cellular component: cytoplasm; nucleoplasm.
CACUUUAUUUCUAAAAGCAACGGUGUAGGGAUUGUGUCUGGUCCCCGUGUCGUGGGUUUUUGGUCCGGUGUUGUGACAUGUCAGAGGCUCGCAGACUUUUAUGGGCUUCAGCGCCGACGUCAGGACGCUGCGCUUCACCGUGAAGAUGGCGGAGGCUGCGGAGACACCACAACACCGGUUUUUCUGUCACUGCUGUAAAUGUGAGACUAACCCCAAACUCCCGGAUUUCAUUUGCCCCAGAUGUGACUCUGGCUUCAUUGAGGAGGUGGCAGAAGACUCCAGUCUCCUGCAGGACAGCACAGCAUCAGCGCCCAGCGACGACUCAAACUCAUUGUUCUCUGAAUUAUGGCAGCUGCUGUUUAUGGAGGGCUCUGCUCUGCUGUCGCAUCCGCCCUCCUCCGAGUUCGACCCGGACGACAGCGAGCAGGUAUCUGCUAGUCAGAGUGGUCCUUCUUCAGCCUCGCCAGGCGCUGCAGAGGCCAGAGAACCAGUGACUUCUUCCAACCCUGAACAGGAGAGGUCGUCCAGGCCUGAGCAGAGGCCUGUAGUGGAAGGGAUUGUGCAGCAGUUCUUGGCCGGCCUGUUUGCCAACAACGGAAACCCCGGUGCUGCACCAGCUGCACUAUCCAGCAUGCUGCAGUUGCACUCGAACCCAGGGGAUUAUGCGUGGGGUCAGGGAGGUCUUGACGCUGUCAUCACGGAGUUAUUAGGACAGUUGGAGAACACAGGUCCUCCCCCAGCUAAAAGGGAAAUGAUCUCAUCCCUGCCAACAGUUUGCAUCUCUCAAGAACAGACAGGUGAUUGCAGACUGGAGUGUCCAGUUUGCAGGGAGGAGUAUUCAUUAGGGGAGUCUGUCAGGAAACUUCCCUGCCUCCAUUACUUCCACAGUGAAUGCAUAGUGCCUUGGCUGGAGCUGCACGAUACCUGCCCAGUGUGCCGGAAAAGCCUCGAUGGUGUCGAUAACAGCCUCCCGCCCACAUCAGAGUCCCCAGAGGCCCAGUCCAUCAGGACAGAGCAACAGGAGAGGCAGGCAAUCUGAGAAACAGGCCAACAACUCUACCUCCUUUUUUAAGAGACACGCUCCUCACCUGAGGCCUUUCCCUCUGCACCGACUGCUUUUAGAUAGAAACACACAUCCCAGUCAUAAUUCACAAUUCCGACUCUCACUCGAUUCAUUCAUCUCUGCUAAAGGACCUUUGUGUUUUCUACUGAAGCAUAUUCACAGAUUUUUAUGCUACACCACGCACAGCAGGAUCCAGCGGUUUGCUGACGAGAUGCGGAGGUGGUGUGUCCUUCUCGCUGCACUGCCCUCUUAGGUGCCUUUCUGAAUGACUGACUUUGAUGUCAUGAACUAAUCGCCGCUGAGCUGCCGGUGGUUGUCAAAAUGACGGGAACUCACAGAGUUAUGGAGUAACACAGUUGCAUUAUUCUUUUGGUAAGACAGUUUCUUAAUGCAGUAUUUUGUUAACCUUUUACCAAAGUUGGUAUUAAACCCCAAACCCUGUGA